AUGAAGUUCACCAUUCCAGCUACUCUCGGCCUUAUGGUCUCUCUCUCCUCUGCUGCUGCUAUUACCAGCACUGUCACCCUCAGCUAUGACCCAAAAUACGACAAUGCCGGUCUCAGUCUCACCCAGGUAGCCUGCUCUGACGGCAUCAACGGCCUUAUCACCAAGGGCUUCACCACCGCCGGAUCUCUCCCCAACUUCCCCAACAUUGGUGGCUCCUUUGCCGUCGAGGGGUACAACAGUGCCAACUGCGGCAAGUGCUUCAAGGUCACUUGGCCUGUCCUCAACAAAUCGAUCUUCGUUACCUCCAUCGACAAGGCGACUGGCUUUAACAUCGCCAAGGCCGGCAUGGACGCCUUGACCAACAACCAAGCCGAACACCUCGGAAGAAUCGAUGUCACCUUCGAGGCGGCCAGCCCUGCCAGCUGUGGAUUUAAAUAG
Microsporum canis CBS 113480 is the source of this 438-nucleotide messenger RNA. RefSeq lists its product as hypothetical. The transcript has a single exon. Bases 1 to 438 code for a protein of 145 amino acids. The record is from RefSeq and is a predicted model, not a curated record. NCBI's taxonomy places the organism in Eukaryota, Fungi, Ascomycota, Eurotiomycetes, Onygenales, Arthrodermataceae.